This is a messenger RNA of Elgaria multicarinata webbii, 1328 nucleotides long. It is a transcript of the gene CDC123, whose product is annotated as cell division cycle 123. Gene Ontology annotation, cellular component: cytoplasm. The record is from RefSeq and is a predicted model, not a curated record. Bases 135 to 1160 code for a protein of 341 amino acids. NCBI's taxonomy places the organism in Eukaryota, Metazoa, Chordata, Lepidosauria, Squamata, Anguidae. The transcript is spliced from 14 exons.
CAGGACUGGAGUAAGACAAUGUGGCCGUCAAGAGGGAGCCGCUGUUAAGAAACAGAGAGCUUGAGACUAAUAAGAGCAGAAGGGAAGAUCUGGCAUCCUGCCCUGCACAGCAAAGGGUGGGGAAGUGCAGGAGUAUGAAGAAGGAACAGGUGUUAAACUGUCAGUUCUCCCUCUGGUACCCUCAUUUCAAGAGCCAGACCAUCCGCAGUAUCAUUCUUCCGCUGCCACAGAAUGUAAAAGACUACUUGCUGGAUGAUGGGACACUGGUAGUGUCAGGCAGGGAAGAUCCCCCAACAUCUUCUCAAGAAAAUGACGAUGGAGAUGGUGAUGAGACAGAGGAAAUACAGUGGUCUGACGAUGAGAAUACUACAACACUUACGGCACCAGAAUUCCCUGAAUUUGCACUUAAAGUGGAAGAAGCCAUCGGUUCCCUGGGGGGCAGCGUUUUUCCUAAACUCAACUGGAGUGCUCCAAGGGAUGCCUACUGGAUAGCAAUGAAUAGUUCACUGAAAUGCAAAUGCAUCAGCGACAUCUUCCUACUUUUCAAGAGCUCAGACUUCAUUACCCGAGAUUUCACUCAACCAUUUAUCCAUUGUAACGAUGAUUCCCCUGACCCCAGUUUGGAAUAUGAGCUUGUACUCCGAAAAUGGUGCGAAUUGAUUCCUGGAGCAGAAUUCAGAUGCUUUGUGAAGGAAAACAAACUUAUAGGUAUAUCCCAGCGAGACUACACUCAAUACUAUGAACACAUCUCUAAGCAAAAAGAAGAGAUUUGUAGGUGUAUACAGGAGUUUUUCAAGAAACACAUACAGUAUAAAUUCUUUAAUGAAGACUUUGUGUUCGAUGUCUACAGGGACAGCAUGGGUCGAGUGUGGUUAAUUGAUUUUAAUCCAUUUGGGGAAGUAACGGAUUCUCUGCUGUUUACAUGGGAGGAGCUGAGGUCUGGAAACAGUUUGAAAGAAGACCAAAGUGAAGCUGCAGCCAUGGAACAAGACUGUCCCUCAUUCCGUUGUACAAACAGCGACCUGACUGUCCAGCCUAGCCCCUAUCUCAGCUACAGGCUACCCAAAGAUUUCGUAGACCUUUCCACUGGAGAAGACGUUCACAAAUUAAUAGACUUGCUGAAACUGAAAAGAAGUCAGCAAGAUGAUGAAGAGUCAUGAAGGGCAGGAUAAAAUUGAAACAAGAACUGAGGCUGCACCUUCGCGGGGAAAGAUAACGUUUUCACAGCAUCGGCUUUGAGACAAUGUGCUUCUUAUAUUAUCCUCCCAGAACUGAGCUGAUUCCAACCUUGCGUGGGCAUUUAAUUGAAUAAAUCUGUUUUCAGCUGA